Molecule: messenger RNA, 999 nt
Organism: Morchella sextelata
Lineage: Eukaryota; Fungi; Ascomycota; Pezizomycetes; Pezizales; Morchellaceae
Exons: 2
Coding region: 1-999 (332 amino acids)
Cellular component (GO): nucleus
Molecular function (GO): protein binding
Source: RefSeq, a predicted model, not a curated record
AUGGCCAAAGGAGCACAUGGAUAUUCCGGAACAAUUUUGGGGGAGAAGGACGUCCGAGGGAUCUAUGCAAGGCUCUUGAUUAACAGCAUCACCCUCGUUAACUCUACUUUCGACCCAAUUGGUAUCGCUUUUGACCCCUUAGCAAGUCUGAUGAAUCAUUCGUGCGAUCCAAACUCUGUGAUGGUAUUCGAUGGCCGCACCAUUUCCGUCAGGGCACUGCGGGAAAUCGCAAAGGAUGAAGAAAUAACAAUCUCUUACAUCGAUAACACCAAUCCGACUUCUCGUCGCCGUUCAGAGCUCCAGGAACGAUAUUUUUUUACAUGCUCAUGUCAGAAAUGUGUGUCACCCGCAACCGUCAGCGAAUUGAAAGAGGUCUUUAUCGAUAUCCCAGGUGUUCCCACCUCUAAUCUCGAAGAUGAUGCCUGGGCGGCGAUUUCUACACCUUCGGAGGAUGUUUUGUUAAAAGCCAUAAAAACCCUCCAUACGACGAAAUUAUGGCCUCUACAACGACAGCCACUGCCACUGCUGCAUCAUGAGCUCAUACACAGCGUCUACAUCCCUUUAUCGAAAUGGCCCCAAGCGCUGCUUCACUCGCUGCUGCUAUAUUUAUAUGUCGACCCUGUGCACUAUCCCCAAAGACAUCAUCCAGUGAGAGUAACGCAUGCGUUCACGCUUGUUAGUUUAUUUCUUCAAGUUUCCGGAGGCUUGGACUCGUUAGAAAGGGUAGCACCAAAAGCCAAAGGAAUGGAUUUGGAUUUAGGAAAGAUCAUAUGGGGUUUGCUAUGCGAGAUAGUCGCGCACGUAGCGUUAUCACAUGGUACUGAAAGUACAUUUGCUCAAACUGUAAGGAGAAAGAAACAGGAGGUGGGUGAAGAUUUGGGUGCUAAUGAGACUACUGGGCUAUGGGUGGGGAAAAGAAUAAAUGAUGUUGGGUUAGAGGAAGAAUUGGUGAAGGUUAGGGUACUCGUUGGUGGGUUGUUGGAAGAAAUGAAGAACUAA